AUGACAAAAAACCUGAAUAAGAUCACCAAGAAGCUUUCCAAGAAGAAGGGAAAACUGGACUCUCUCCAUGAGAAGAGCAGAGAUGCGGUUCGCCUGCGACGAGCUGGCGGGAGGGAGGAGAAGUUAGCCCGAGCAGCAGCGACGACAAUGAAGGGAAGACAGACAUAUGUGGAUAGAGUAGCCUACUUUAGAGAUUGCACAAAGGACCUUGAGACUCCCCUAACAUCAGAGGGCGUUGUCAGCUUACUCCAGCAGUACCUAGACCGCCUCAAGCCCGAACUACAAGAACAGCAGGAAGCCAGGCGCAAAGGCAGGCCCCCAAGCAAGCGCCAGGAGGUCCUGACAGAGAAGAUCGAGACGGAAGCAAAGGAAUACGAGACAGGGUUCUGGAUGCCAGACUUAGAGUCCGAGGACAGCCUGCGGCGACUGCGAAACUGGAACGAGGAGUGGUCUGCCAUGAGCAACCUCAAGUUUGUCAGACUUACCAAGGCUGGAGAGAAACGGCCGUCGUCGUUUCCACCCAAGGGGCUUUCAUGA
Molecule: messenger RNA, 537 nt
Organism: Microsporum canis CBS 113480
Lineage: Eukaryota; Fungi; Ascomycota; Eurotiomycetes; Onygenales; Arthrodermataceae
Exons: 3
Coding region: 1-537 (178 amino acids)
Cellular component (GO): nucleus
Source: RefSeq, a predicted model, not a curated record